AUGGCUACACAGAUGGAUGCUCUGCAGUCCUUUUCCUUUCUUGCAGAUAGCGUUCCUCAAUGGCUCACCAAACUCGAUGAACUAGUCUCAAAAUGCGACAUACAGUACGAGCGAUUUACGCGCAUAAGCCAACAUGGCGAGGUCAAAUUGACGAGGAAAAAGCAUGAUUCGACUGAGUCUCUGCGGCCAGGCAAGGACAUUGAAACGACCGCCCUCUCAGCUAUGAAUGUAGAUGGCCCCUCAAUGCCCACCAAAGCAGUCGCAGCACUACCUAGCGAGCCCGAGAAAUCCAGCAAUUUAGAACCAUUCGCAUCUCGGGACCUCCACCGCAAACGACGAGCUGGCUCGGAUUUAUCUGGAGCACCCUCAAAUCACUGUCGCUAUCGAACAAAGAGCAUGGUUGUUGUCUAUUAUGACUCCGAAAUUCAAAGUCUGUUUGAAGCUCUUGUGAAGAAUAUCGCAACGGCGCGCAACAAUUUACGAAAGGGCAAGAAUGCUGCUACAAUCAAAACAAGAAUGGUCGCCAUGGGAAUGGCUUCGUCAGCUUCGCAAGAUAGAUCGAGUGACAGAAUGGAGGGGCUCUUGUUAGAUCCCAAGUUGAUGAUGGCAAAGGCGAGAUUGGGCCGACAGCCCAGAGGCAACGCAACAAAGUAUUUUGAAGACGCGGACAAAGACUUAGAAGACGCUCAAAACCUUUGCGAAGGAGGAGCACAUCAAUUCUUGCGAGACGGCGAUUGCCAGGCAGAGAUAGAGGGCACAAGGAAACGCUUCGCCAGUUGUCGAACUAUCGCUACCCAGGAAGUCGAAAAGCUAAAGAAAGAGGAAGAAGCGCGAAGAGCACAUGAAAUGGAUGUGGAGGAUGUGGAGGAUGAGAAGACCCUCGUUGGGGGCACCACACCACCAAGUGAUACCAUGGAAGAGAAGUCCAUAGAGGUGUCAAUUGACCACAAGUUUGGGCCUCCGCCUCUAAAGCAAGUCACUUUUGCAGGUGCUGGUGCAAUUGAGAUCGAUGACGGAUCUGAUGAGGAGAGUAUUCAAAUUGACAUGAGUGCUAUCAGAAGGACAGUAAGGAGUGCAAGGGUAUGA
Messenger RNA from Bacidia gigantensis, 1086 nucleotides. RefSeq lists its product as uncharacterized. Lineage: Eukaryota; Fungi; Ascomycota; Lecanoromycetes; Lecanorales; Ramalinaceae. The coding region runs from base 1 to 1086 and encodes 361 amino acids. The record is from RefSeq and is a predicted model, not a curated record. The transcript has a single exon.